Molecule: messenger RNA, 2616 nt
Organism: Anguilla rostrata (American eel)
Lineage: Eukaryota; Metazoa; Chordata; Actinopteri; Anguilliformes; Anguillidae
Product: probable 2-ketogluconate reductase
Exons: 6
Coding region: 45-1184 (379 amino acids)
Molecular function (GO): NAD binding; oxidoreductase activity, acting on the CH-OH group of donors, NAD or NADP as acceptor
Source: RefSeq, a predicted model, not a curated record
UGAUUGAGAAUGUGACCAAGGAUAUAAAUCAGCAUGUCUGGUGAAUGCACUUCAUAUGUAGGCUAGUUAAUUGGUUGAGUGAAAAGCGAGUCUUGGUGGCCCCCGUAGGUUUCUAUUCGCGUCGCUGUCUCUGCGUACUACAUACUCUACGGGGUAAAGGAGUCCCAGUUCUGUUACGAAGAGGAGUGAAGCACAUCACGAACAUAAAAAUGACUACGGAAAAGCCGUGCAUAUUAACCCCUGCAUCUGUAUCAGGUGGAAUAUACCGGCUUUUAGGCCCUACCAUUGAGAAGUACUUCACCGUUAUUUCUACUGAGGAAUUCUUAAGCAACAGAGAGCGCUUUGUUGACCAAAUUCGAGCCGUGUUCGUAUGGGAAGGCCCCGAGAUAGACUGCAGUUUGCUGCAGCUUUUGCCUAACCUGAAGGUGGUCGUCAAUGGCGGUGUGGGAGUGGACCACCUGGAUAUACCCAUGAUCAACAACUUCGGCGUGAAAGUGUGCAACACGCCGCACGUUGUGGACAACGCCACUGCAGAUAUUGGAAUGGCUCUGAUGUUGGCAUCAGCGCGGAAACUCAUCUAUGGUCACAAUUUUUCCCUUUUUCGUGAAGAUGAGGAUUUGCCUGAGAGUUGUUUGGGCACUGAUGUCAGUGGUGCCACGCUGGGCAUCAUUGGGAUGGGCCGGAUAGGGUACAAGAUUGCCAAACGGGCCCAGGCAUUUGAAAUGAAGAUCCUAUACCAUAAUAGAAACCGUAGGCAGGAGGAAGAUGAAAGAGCAGUAGGUGCACGGUAUUGUGAAAAGUUGGAAGAGCUGCUGCAACAGUCAGACUUUGUCAUGGUGGUGGUAAACCUGUCACCUCAAACGCACAAGCUGAUUGGUGCCAAGGAGCUGGCGAUGAUGAAGCCUACAGGCACGCUCAUCAACAUCAGCAGAGGUCUGGUGGUAGACCAAGAUGCUCUCGUUGACUCCCUUCAGAGGGGGGUGAUCCGAGCUGCAGCCCUGGAUGUGACAUACCCUGAACCCUUGCCAAGGGGACACUCCCUGCUUUCCCUUCCAAAUGUCAUUGUUCUGCCCCACAUGGGCACUCACACUGUGGAGACCAUUCAGCUGAUGGUGGACAGGAUGAUGACCAACGCCUUGGCAGCUCUCAGUGGAGCACAGCCUCCCGAUGAGGUGAAGGUGUAGGACACAGCAGCACUAAUAUGGUCCUCUGAGGCCACCAUCCAGGUGGUUUUAACAUUGACUGCAUUUUUAGCAUUUAUUUUUGUAGAAUCUGGAUGAACAAUCAAUUAAUACAAAACAAUACCGUACAUAUAUUCGGUAUUUAAACUACAUCCCUCGGAUUGAACCAGAUGCUACGACCUUGUGCUUGUGGUUCUGUAACCCCUCCCCUGAGAGUAUAAGCUUUCUAAUGAUGUAUAACAUGGCUAAUUCUGCUUUUGUAAUAGCGUUUUAUAGGUCAGCGUAACCGAAAAUGUUCUUAUCAUCGCAUUCAAUUACGCAUUCUCUGUUGUAGCAGUAAAACAAAGACACUGCUAACAAAACGUUGUCAACGAUUUUUCGUAAACUCCUGGAAAAUACUGUUAUUAUUGAGGACUUCUGAGCAUAGCUAAGCCAUAUGUUUGCUGAUAGACCUAGCUGACAUCAUUUUCUGGAGCAAAACAGAAGCGAAUAGAACAGUAUCAUUUAUUUACUGUCUCUGUCUCCAUCUACUGAACAUAGAUAAGAUUUCAUUCAUUGCUAUGUAAGUAUUACUUCUCAAAAUACUUCGGUUAUAUACGUUAUUUUUGAAAUUGAGAGUCUUUAAAUAGGUGGUAUUAUAUAAUGUGGAUAUUUCACACUGUAGUGUAAGCGUUAGUUAGGGCUGUAAUGUUUGUGAAGCAUGCAACAGUGAUGACGUAAGAGUUGGAACAUUGCCAAAACGUGGUGGACGGUUGAAAAUUGUUUUCAUGUUGUCCCAUCCCCAUACAAGAGAACAUACGAGAGCACAGAGUAUAGAAAUACAUACAAUAGUUAAUUAUUGCACAUUUAGGUACUGUACCGCAUUGUGUGACAAUUAUUUUUUAAUCUGAUAGCAAUGUUUCAUCUUACACCUUCAUAAGGGGCUCAUGUAUAUGCUUUAUAAUGAACAAAAAGCAUUUUAUUCAAUUUUGGAGAGAUUUUGGAUAUGUUUCUGGACCCCUAGAUAUUUUAGACAACUGUACUGACUGAAAGCUUGUAAUUCCCACUUGAAAAUUAUGCAACAGUGAUUUUUCUUGAGUCAAAACAAUUGAUUUGUAGUGAAAUACGUGAAUAUGUUGUGAUUUACAACAAUGCAUAAUUUAGACAUUUUGGAUAGAUUUGGAGACGCUGGGUACACUGCUUAGUUUUUGCUUCAUACAUCUAUAGUCUAUAGUUCUACAUAUCCACCCUUAGAUUUUAUGAACUUGUGGUCAAGAAGUUUUUGAUCUAGCACAUGUAUAGUUUAACCUCCUGUAUAUAUGCAAUCUCUCAGUAUUUCAUUGCAAACUUAAAAAGUGAAAAUUUAUUUUAGAUUUUUUGUUAAAACAAUUGCAUUUGUGGCACUUUAUUUCUUACAAAAGUAUGACUAUAAAAUAAUCUGCGUUAGUAUUGUAAA